Molecule: messenger RNA, 1093 nt
Organism: Bemisia tabaci
Lineage: Eukaryota; Metazoa; Arthropoda; Insecta; Hemiptera; Aleyrodidae
Biological process (GO): protein sumoylation; double-strand break repair via homologous recombination
Cellular component (GO): Smc5-Smc6 complex; nucleus
Molecular function (GO): SUMO ligase activity; zinc ion binding
Source: RefSeq, a predicted model, not a curated record
GGUUUUAGUUUUUUGAGGUUAUGUAUGUAUGAAGUGAAGUUAUUAUGGAAAUAAAAAUUGUUAUCACAGGAAGAAGCAACCUCGUCUUUUGACUUUACUUUUCCUCUUUAAAAAUUGUUUGACAACCAAUUCUCUCCUUCCUUUUAAUUGCCAUUCAGUUCAGUUGCUACGUUUGAUAUAUUAUGGCAUCAGAAGAAGCAAUUACUCAAGCAUUUGAUGAAGCCAUUGACUGGGUUUUUAAAUCUUCAGAUUUGGUUUCAGAAUAUUUUGAAGGAGAUGAAAAAAAUCAGAUUCUUUCUGAGCUGGGAAAAACGGUGGAAGAACUUUGUGCCACAGAUAAGCAAUUCAAAGUCAGUUGUAAAUGUCUUUCCAAACUGGAAGAAACCGAGGGUCAUUGUACAUAUAAUGAGCUGAAAACAGCAUUGAAAGAAUCACUUGAGAAAAAUAGAGAAAAAGGAAAACUAGACUUCAAGAAACAUGAACGACACGUAGAAUGGAAGGAAAAACUGAAUGCAGCCAUAACAGAGAGUGCUGAGGAUGAAGACUUGGUUUGUACGGAAGCAGAUAUCAACAUCAUUGAUCCUUACACCAAGGCGCUCAUACAAAAUCCUAUCAAAAACAAAUUAUGUGGACACCAUUAUGAAAAAACUAGCAUAUUGUCUCUACUUCAAGUCCAAAAAAAAGCCAUAGUGUGCCCUUAUUCUGGAUGUAGGUCGCGGAAGUUCACAGAAGUUGAUCUCAUUGAAGAUCGGCAGUUGACAAGAAAAGUCCAACAGAAGGUCCAACAAAAGUCAUCUCAAGCUGCAACUUCCUCAAAUGUAUCUGCUCUGAACAUAACAGAAUAGUUCUCAGUUUUUAUUCUCUUAUCCACACUCUCUCAUGGACACAUUUGUACAUGAAAUUAAUAUUGUUUUUUCAUUUUACACUUCAUUUCUUUUCUGUAGUUUUAUACAUCUAAAAAAGAGAGUAGAAAUAAAUUUUUUGCAAGACUGGAGAAUCUGAAAAAACAGUCGGGCCCUGCUAUAAGUAUUUUCUUACAAAUCCGAUCUAGAGAUUCAGGAAUUUUUGUCAGAUUAAAACUGAUUUUCAUAAU